Pipistrellus nathusii (Nathusius's pipistrelle) is the source of this 696-nucleotide messenger RNA. The record is from the annotation of a GenBank genome assembly. Lineage: Eukaryota; Metazoa; Chordata; Mammalia; Chiroptera; Vespertilionidae.
AUGGCAGGUAAGAAGGUGCUCAUUGUUUAUGCGCACCAGGAGCCCCAGUCUUUCAACGGCAGUCUGAAGAAAGUGGCUGUGGAGACCUUGAGCAAGCAGGGCUGCACCGUCACCGUGUCUGACCUCUAUGCCAUGGACUUUGAGCCGAGAGCCACGGGGAACGAUAUCACUGGUGCUCUCUCUCAUCCCGAGGUCUUCAGUUAUGGGGUGGAAGUAUAUGAAGCCUACAAGAAGCAGUCUCUUACCAGUGACAUAGUCGCUGAGCAGAAGAAGGUUCAGGAAGCUGAUCUAGUGAUAUUUCAGUUCCCACUGUACUGGUUCAGCGUGCCGGCCAUCCUGAAGGGCUGGAUGGACAGGGUGCUGUGCCAGGGGUUUGCCUUUGACCUCCCAGGAUUCUAUGAUGCCGGGUUUCUCAAGGGUAAGCUGGCCCUCCUUUCCCUAACCACGGGCAGCCCGGCCGAGAUGUACAUGAGGACUGGCGUCAGUGGAGAUUUUAAAUACUUCUUGUGGCCCCUUCAGCACGGCACCCUGCACUUCUGUGGGUUUAAGGUGCUCGCCCCCCAGAUCAGCUUUGCUCCUGAGACGGCCUCAGAAGAGGAAAGAAAGAAGAUGGUGGCAUCCUGGACCCAGAGGCUGGAGAGCAUCUGGAAGGAAGUGCCCAUCCCCUGCACGGCCCCUUGGUACUUUGGGCAGUAA